Molecule: messenger RNA, 1593 nt
Organism: Psilocybe cubensis
Lineage: Eukaryota; Fungi; Basidiomycota; Agaricomycetes; Agaricales; Agrocybaceae
Exons: 9
Coding region: 1-1593 (530 amino acids)
Biological process (GO): carbohydrate transport; transmembrane transport
Cellular component (GO): membrane
Molecular function (GO): carbohydrate:proton symporter activity
Source: RefSeq, a predicted model, not a curated record
AUGCCGGGAGGACCUGCCGCGACUGGAAGUGCCAUUGGGGGCUCUGCCACCAGCAAGAGCAAAUUUGCUGGAAUCGCCAUGACGACAUUCAGCGCGUUUGGUGGUAUCCUCUUCGGCUAUGACACUGGUGUUAUCAGUGGUAUAAAAGAAAUGAGGACGUGGCUUAUGCAGUUCGGUUUCCCUACGGAUGACCCCAAGUUCACCACUGGUUACCGUAUCUCCUCGUCCUCCGAGUCUCUCGUUGUUUCCAUUCUUUCGGCCGGUACUUUCUUCGGUGCUUUGAUUGGUGCUCCCGCUGCUGAUAUUCUUGGGAGAAAAUGGGGCAUCAUUUUUGCUUGUCUUGUCUUUUCUAUUGGUAUCGCAAUGCAAACUGCUGCCACCCAAAUGGCUCUCUUCGUUGUUGGACGUGUCUUCGCCGGCCUCGGUGUUGGUCUCGUCUCAUGCUUGAUCCCAAUGUACCAGUCUGAGUGCUCUCCUAAGUGGAUCCGUGGUGCUGUUGUAUCUACCUAUCAAUGGGCUAUCACCAUUGGUAUUCUCCUUGCCGCAAUUGUCAACAAUAGCACGAAGGACUUCGACGGAAAGAACGCUUGGCAAAUCCCUGUCGCCCUUCAAUUUGCUUGGGCUGGAAUUCUCGCCCUCGGAAUGUUCUUCCUGCCCGAGUCGCCUCGCUGGCUCAUCAAGCGCGGACGCAACGCUGAUGCAGCAAUCUCCUUGGGUCGUCUUACUGGUGCCGCUUCGAACAGCCCCGAGGUUGAGACUGAGCUUGAGGAAAUUCGCCAAAACUUCGAAGAGGAAAAAGCGCUUGGCGAAAGCACUUACGCCGAUUGCUUCAAGUUCAGCAAAAACAAGAUUGCCCUUCGUACCCUCUCUGGUAUCUUCAUUCAAGCUUGGCAACAACUCACUGGAAUCAACUUUAUCUUCUAUUACGGAACGACGUUCUUCAAGAACUCCGGUAUCAACAAUCCUUUCACAAUUUCGAUCGUCACUGGUGUUGUCAACGUUGUAAUGACUAUUCCCGGAAUCUGGGGUAUUGAACGUUUCGGUCGUCGUCGCCUUCUCCUUGUCGGUGCCAUUGGUAUGUGCUUGUGCGAGUACAUUGUUGCCAUUAUCGGUGCCACAAUCUCUACCGAGAACAUUGCCGGACAGAAAGUCCUCAUUGCUUUCGUUUGUCUGUACAUCGCAUUCUUUGCCUCCACUUGGGGCCCCAUCGCCUGGGUUAUCACUGGUGAAAUUUUCCCCCUUCAAGUUCGUGCCAAGGCGAUGUCACUUUCGGUUGCCAGCAACUGGCUGUGGAACUUUGGGAUCGCUUAUGCCACCCCUUAUCUCGUCAACAAGGAACCAGGCUCCGCUGGGCUUGAAUCCAAUGUGUUCUUCAUUUGGGGAUCUACCUGCUUCUGCUGCAUCAUCUUCACUUUCCUUUGCAUUCCCGAGACAAAGGGUCUUUCCCUCGAGCAAAUCGAUCUCAUGUACCAGAACACCACCCCGAUCAAGUCCCUCGAAUAUCGCAGACGCCUCAUCGCCGAGGGUGCCGACGCCGUUCACGGCGGCGACGUCAAGCACCACAGCUCCGAGCAUUUCGAGGAGAAAGUUUAA